UAGGUUACUGCCACUAACCUGCUGCCCAAUUUAUUAGCACCGGCAGGCUUUAAUACUCACAAUACUUGGUCGGGGAUUCUAACCCCUUAUUGAGGUCCCGGACCUCCAAGACAAAUCCUGCGCGUCAGCCCCGACCUCGGAGUCCCGGACUCCCUGUUUUUCAGACACUAUUUCUCUGCGCGUCGGCCCCUGGCCUCGGAGUCCCGGACUCCCUGUUUUCUACACACUAUUUCUCAUACAGAUUCUCUUAUCAGAAAUCAAUCAACGUUAAAACCACUUACCCUCAUGGCCUCUACCGACUGUGGUUCGUGGAGUCCGCUGAGCAGCUCAACAGGAACCCUCAACAGGGAACAAUCAAUCAAAGGAGACCGUGAGAGGACCGGGGGAAAGUCACCCUGUGGGCCCGUCCGUCUCAGCGGCGUCCAGUGGAUCGCUAGUUCACUAACACCAGGAUCGCUGGAGGCUCCCGUUGGAACUCCUGGCUGGCUCGCCAAAUUGUCCAUACCGAUUUGACAUUCAGUCGGAGAAAACACUCAAGAGGCCACAUUUUCGCUUGAUCCAUUCUUUAUUUAAUUUGAUACGAGGAGAGGUAACCACCAUACACAUCUGCAGCGUUUGGCAAUCAAGUCUGCCUAGCACGAGUACAAGGUUACAUUUAUAUCCAAAAGAAAUGGUUUCAGUUAGCACCUGUUUCCCCUGUCCAUGCUUAUGACAGUUUUGUGGUUAGCAAUUUCAUCAUGGUCACAACAGCUUCACGUGCAGAGGUACAGUGAAAUCCAUUGGAACCGGGGGCUGAGAUCGCACCAGCACUUGUUGAUCUGUUGCAUCAGUGGGAAGUGAUUCAUUCUGUCAUCCAAGCUGACAUAGAUCAGAAAAUUCACACCAGUGACAGACUACUCAAUUGUUCCGUGUGCGGGAAGAGAUUCACUCGGCCACCUGAUCUGUUGACACACCAGCAAGUUCCCACUGUGGAGAUGCUGUUCACCUGCUCAGACUGUGGGAAGAGAUUCACUCAGUCAUCUCAACUGAAGGCACAUCAGCGACGUCACACUGGGGAGAGACCGUUCACCUGCUCCGACUGUGGGAAAGGAUUCAGUCGAUCAUCUGACCUACUGGCCCACCAGUCAGUUCACACUGGGGAGUGGUCAUUUACCUGCUCAGACUGUGGGAAGGGAUUCAAUCAUUCAUCCCAGCUGCAGACUCACCAGCGAGUUCACACUCGGGAGAGAACGUUCACCUGUUCGGUGUGUGGGAAGGGAUUCACUGGAUCAUCUGCCCUCUUGGUACACCAGCGAGUUCACACUGGGGAGAGGCCGUUCACCUGCUCAGACUGUGGGAAGGGGUUCAUUCGAUCAUGUGACCUACAAAUACACCAGUCAGUUCACACUGGCGAAAGGCCGUUCACCUGCUCAAACUGUGGGAAGGGGUUCAUUCGGUCAUCUGACCUACUGACACACCAGUCAGUUCACACUGGAGAGAGGCCAUUCACCUGCUCUGACUGUGGGAAGGGUUUCACUCAGUCAUCUCAGCUGAAGGUACAUCAGAGAAUUCACACUGGGGAGAGGCCAUUCACCUGCUCAGACUGUGGGAAGGGGUUCACUCAGUCAGCUCACUUACUGGCACAUCAGCGAGUUCACACCGGGGAGAAGCCAUUCACCUGCUCAGACUGUGGGAAGGGAUUCACUCAAUCAUCUCAGCUGAAGCUACAUCAGCGAGUUCACACUGGAGAGAGGCCGUUCACCUGCUCUGAAUGUGGGAAGGGAUUCACUCGAUCAUCUCAACUGAAGCUACAUAAGCAUAUUCACACUGGGGAGAGACCGUUCACCUGCUCAGACUGUGGGAAGGGGUUCACUCGCUCAUCUUAUCUCCUGGCACACAAGACAGUUCACACUGGGGAGAAACCGUUCACCUGCUCACAUUGUGGGAAGGGAUUCACUCAGUCAUCUCACCUGAAGCUGCAUCAGCGAGUUCACACCGGGGAGAGGCCGUUCACCUGCACUGAAUGUGGGAAGGGAUUCACUCAGUCUUGCAACCUUGUGGCACACUAUCGAGUUCACACUGGGGAGAAAGUUUAAAUAAACAGCAAGCUGGAUAUUAACAAUCGCAGUUCCUAUAUCCAGAGACAAAUUCAGAAGUGACUGUCGGUGUCGAACUCUGAUUAUUGUUGCUGCUCACCAAACCCAGUCCUGCACCCUGGUCACUGGCAUUCCUUCUAUCGAUUUCACCUUCAUUGGGACUGAAGUUUAAUAUUCUUCAUCUGAGACAAAUAAAUCAGUUCCAUUUUAAACUCUGUCUCGGGUGUUUAUUUAAUCUGCAACACACCCAGUGUACAGUCAGGAAUCAACUCAGCCCAGCUGGUCCCUGCCAGUUUUUCUAUUCCUCGACCGUGCUUUUAAAUCCUUCCCUACCGUUCACCUCUCACUGUCACUGUGGUGAUGGGUUUCAGUCCCAACUCUGUGGAUGAAAUGGCCUCCCUUGAAUUUCCUGCAUGACUUUCUGCAGACUGAAGAAGAAGAUGAGCUGACUGCAGUUAUCUCUGUCAUGUUUGUCCCUCAUAUCUCUGGGCCGAGGAAGAAUGACAUUGGUAGUUAAACACCUUAUUCCUUGCUCAUUUUAAUGUUGGGGUUGUUUUCACUGUGUGUCACACAGCUGGGCUGUUGGAACACACCACUGCAUUCUGAAGUCUGAAAGCGGAAUGCAGAACGUUACACGUUAAUUGGAGUAGGGUCUGAAACCAGAGACGCGUCAGCACAGGGCAGAGUUUCGAGCUCUUGACAGUGGGAGGGGUGAGGGGAUAUGAGGAGUGGGGGGCGUGGCAACGAAUGACAGAGUGGAAACAUUUGGAAUCUGAUAGCAAAAAAAUGAGGAUGAUUUUGACUGUUGAUCACACAAUGCCAGCAGACAUUCAGUAUAUUGCUUGUGGAAGCUUGCUGUGUUAAACUGGCUACCGAGUUUAGAAAAAAAUAUGGUGCCAUUUGGCAGAGGAGAGACUAUGCUUGUAAGUACUUCCAAUGGCACCGUUCUUACCCAGAAAUCCCUGAGGUUAAGAAUGCCAUGGACCUCUCCUACACUUCAUUCUCUGCCUGAUCACGCCAUCAACCACCGUUUCUUCUCCUUCCUUGUACCCAAGAAGGACCACAAGCUCGCCCGCCUGGAGCCCAUGAGACGACCGCCUCCAGCCCGGACCCCAGCCCCUUGGACCUCGACUUCUCGGGCCUUCGGCAGGCUGAAGACCCAUCCGCCUCUGAUUCUGACCUCGACUGGAACCACGGGCUCCCGGACGUGGGCACCAGCCCCCCGGUGGGCCAUGGACUCACUCGCUUCCAACUCGGACCUCAGUUCUGGCGCCCUGCAGGCCACAGGCUCUGCCACCUCCAGCUCCAGAUCCAGCUCGGACCGAGGUCCUGACCAUCUCCAGACCGGGACUGCUCUUACUGCCACUGGGUCCUACUGAUGGUCUUAGUCCUCCACUACACUCGAUCCUCUCCACGACAUCCAGCCUUCCCUCUACCCCUCAUCCCCUCCAUUCCUCUGAUCCCUCAUCCUCCCCUAACCCCACUCUCCCUGAACAUCCCAACCCCCCUCGCUCCUGAGACCUCCCACUCUUUACCCUCCUCUGACCCCAGCCCCAACCCUUGCUGUGUCUUCACCAUCCCCUCUCUGAGGCAGAAUGUUUUGUCCUUAGCAAGGGCCUCACUUUUGUCCCCCUCUGUCCACACCUCAGUGAGUUCCGUGCCCGCCAUGACGCUGAAAUCUUCUUCCAUUGCCUACGUCUCCGAGCCUACUUCUUUGGCAAGGAUUCCCCUCCCCCCACUGAUGACCCCUUCUCCCGUCUUCAACCCUCCUCCUCCUCCUGGCCCAGGCCUUCUACCUGCACUCGAUCUUUUCAUCUCCAACUGUCGCCGAGACAUCAAUCAUCUCAACUUCACCACUCCUCUCUCCAGAUCCAACCUCACUCCCUCUGAACGCAUUACCCUUCACUCUCUCCGCACUAAUCCCAACCUCACCAUCAAACCUGCAGACAAAGGUGGUGCCGUAGUAGUCUGGUGGAUGGACCUCUACCUCACUGAGGCCAAACGGCAGCUUUUUGACCCCUCCCCUUACUUACCCCUGGAACAGGACCCCACCAUGGAGAAACCAUUGUCUCCCAUACCAUCACCGCCCUUAUUAACUCCAGAAACCUUCCAUCCUCAGCUACAAAACUCAUAAUUUCCAUACCCCAUACCGCUCGGUUUUUUCCUCCCCAAGAUCCACAAGCCUGACUGUCCCGGUAGACCCAUAGUUUUUGCCUGCUGCUGCCCCACCGAACUUGUAUCUGCCUACCUGGAUUCCAUUUUGUCACCCAUAGUUCAGUCCCUCCCCACCUACAUCCGGGAUACAUCCCAUGCCCUCCACCUCUUCAAUAACUUCCAGAUACCCAGUCCCGACCGCUUCAUUUUCACUAUGAAUGUCCAAUCCUUAUACACUUCCAUUCCCCAUCAAGAAGGCCUCAAAGCCCUCUGCUACUUUCUGGACAAUAGUCCUCACCAGUUCCCCACCACCACCACCCUCCUCCAGUUGGUGGAACUGGUAUUCACACUUAAUAACUUCUCUUUUGGCUGUUCCUACUUUCUUCAGACCAAGGGUGUAGCUAUGGGCACUUGCAUGGGCCUCAGCUAUGCCUGCCAUGUGGAACAGUCUGUGCUCCAAACCUAUACUGGUACUGCUCCCCAACUUUUCCUUCGCUACAUUGAUGACUACAUUGGUGCUGCUUCCUGCACCCAUGUUGAGCUCGUCAAUUUCAUUGACUUUGCUUCUAAAUUUCACCCAGCCCUCAAAUUCACUUGGUCCAUCUCGGACACUUCUCUCCCCUUUCUCGAUCUCUCAGUCUCCAUCUCUGGAGACAGACAGUCCACUGACAUUUAUAAGCCCACUGACUCUCGACUAUACCUCUUCUCACCCUGCCACAUGCAAAAAUGCUAUUCCCUAUUCCCAGUUCCUCCGUCUCUGCUGCAUCUGAUCCCAGGAUGAGGCUUUCCAUUCCAGGACACCUCAAAUGUCCUCUUUCUUUAAGGAUCGUGGUUUCUCUUCUGCCGUCGUCAAUGAUGACCUGACCCGCAUCUUUUCCAUUUCCUGCACUUCAGCCCUCACCCCAUCCUCCCGUCACCACAACAGGGACAGAGUUCCCCUUAUCCUCACCUACCACCCCACCAGCCUCCGGAUCCAGCACAUUAUCCUCCGCAACUUCCGCCACCUUCAACAGGACCCCGCUGCUAAGCACAUCUUUCCCUCUCUACCCCUGUCCGCUUUCCGCAGGGUUUGUUCCCUCCGUGACUCCCUGGUCUACAUGUCCCUCCCCAUGGAUCUCCCACACGGCACUUAUCCCUGCAAGCAUAAGUGCUACACCUGUCCCUACACCUCCUCUCUCACCAGCAUUCAGGGCCCCAAACAGUCCUUCCAGGUGAGGAAACACUUCACUUGUGAGUCUGUUGGGGUCAUCUAUUGCAUCCGGUGCUCCCGGUGCGGCCUCUGCAUCGGUGAGACUCGACGCAGAUUGGGGGACCGCUUCAUUGAGUACCUCCACAAUAGACAGGAUCUUCCGGUUGCCACCCACUCCAACUCUGCUUCACAUUCCCAUUUGGAUAUGUCCAUACAUAGCCUCCUCUGCUGCCAUGAUUAGGCCAAACAGGUUGGAGGAGCAACACCUCAUAUACCGUCUGGGUCGUCCCCAGCCCCUUGGCAUGAACAUUGAAUUCUCCAACCUCUGGUAAUUCCCUCCCCCCGCUUCCCCCAUCCCAGAUUCACUCUGCCCCCUCCUCCAGCUGCCUAUCACCUCCCUCAUGGUUCCGUCUCCUUCUACUACCUAUUGUGCGUCCCCCUAUUCCUUCUUCACCUUUCCUGCCUAUCCCCUCCCUGCCUCCCCUCCCCCACCCCUUGAUCUUUCCCCUUACUGGUUUUUCACCUGGAAGCUACCAGCCUUCUGCUUCCCACCCUCCCCCCACCUUCUUUAUAGGGCCCCUGCCCCCUCCCUCUACAGUCCUGGCAAAGGGUCUCGGCCCGAAACAUUGACUGUUUGUUUCCACGGAUGCUGCCUGACCUGCUGAGUUCCUCCAGCGUGUUGUGCGUGUUGCUUUAACCCCAGCAUCUGUACAGAAUUUGGUGUUAAGAAUUACUAUUACUGUGAAUUGAAUGGGCAGGUGCCAAGAGCGAAACUUAAGGAUUUGGGACUCGCAUGAAAAAUAUCACCACAAACAAGAGAAAAUCGGCUGGA
Messenger RNA from Mobula hypostoma (lesser devil ray), 6250 nucleotides. RefSeq names its product zinc finger protein 239-like. The record is from RefSeq and is a predicted model, not a curated record. The transcript has 2 exons. NCBI's taxonomy places the organism in Eukaryota, Metazoa, Chordata, Chondrichthyes, Myliobatiformes, Myliobatidae. Gene Ontology annotation, biological process: regulation of transcription by RNA polymerase II. Bases 975 to 2075 code for a protein of 366 amino acids. Gene Ontology annotation, molecular function: DNA-binding transcription factor activity, RNA polymerase II-specific; RNA polymerase II cis-regulatory region sequence-specific DNA binding.